Molecule: messenger RNA, 1263 nt
Organism: Dibothriocephalus latus
Lineage: Eukaryota; Metazoa; Platyhelminthes; Cestoda; Diphyllobothriidea; Diphyllobothriidae
Source: the annotation of a GenBank genome assembly
AUGAAGACUCUGAACCUUGCAAAUCUGGGAUCGCAGUGUGACUACUAUCGUUAUUGCAUCGUCUUAGAUUCUCAGUUUUACCUCCCGUUUUUCCCUUUGACUGCCAAAUUGAGAGAUCUGCAGAUGCGGGAAGUGGGUCUGGUGAAAUCGAAACUAAAAGAACUCGGGGCCUUCGUUGAUGAAGAACUUCCUGAUUAUAUAAUGGUUAUGGUUGCCAAUAAAAAGAAACGUGAAAGCAUGAACAACGAUUUACAGUUGUUCCUGGGCGCUCAAACCGAACACUUUACUGAAUGGCUUCAUUCGGUACUCGAAUCUUAUUUAAAACCGGAAGACAAAAAGAAGCGGACACCCUCCAUUCCCAACUCCAAAGAAGAAAAACGAGUUGCGAAACGCCAAGCCAAGACCAACCGUGUGGAAGCUAAGUAUUCCAAAUCCAGAUCGCGUUCGAGGUCACCGGUUUCACAGAAGACCAGUCAGCGUACAUCAGUUGAAAGUGAGGUGGACGUUAUUAGUGUUCGGACAGACGAAAACGAAUUCAUUGAGGAAACCUCUUCAUCAGUACAGAAGGAGGCUGUACCCCAGACAACAACAAAACCGAAGGAACAGCGGCGAAUCGUUAGCACGUCUUCUCUGACCGGCCCCUCAACCGACGCAAGUGGUGAAGCGGGACCUGGGCUACGUCCUACCUCGGAGGACGAUAUAGCACCUCCGGCUGCCAAGUCAACCCGCUUCGUUGUCACUCUCAACGAGUCUGCCGUCAGUGCUAAGGGGGUGUCCGGUGCGGGCGGUGUUUCCAAUGUAAAAUCUCGUCUUGGUCCCCGAAUAACAACGUCUCGGCUCUCUGUAGAGGCUGACAGAGACGAUGCACUUGGUUCGACCUUGGAAAUGCUGGACGCUCGGGACAUUCUCAUUGCUAAGAAACUUCAAAAGUCCAAAACGACAAUGUCAGCGGAGUUGCUGUCGACAAAUACGAACCAUAUGAUUGCCGCCGAGAAGCCCAAGGAUAUCGCCCCCAUGGUGAUUAGUCUUAACGACACGGAUGAGGAUGAGCUGGCAGAAACUGCGCGUCUCCUUAAGUCGCCGACCAAAACUGGUACAGUAGCAAAAGAGCAGUCGGCUGAACCACCCAAGCGAGAAAACAUACCCAGCCCGAACGUACUUAUCCCCGUGUCAACCCUCCAGUGCUUCAUGGCAAGAGCCUUUAGUUCCACCUCCCGUAUCUGCAAGGGCGCAUUCUGCUUUUACACCUUCAUCCCUGUGUGA